Messenger RNA from Mesocestoides corti, 600 nucleotides. NCBI's taxonomy places the organism in Eukaryota, Metazoa, Platyhelminthes, Cestoda, Cyclophyllidea, Mesocestoididae. The record is from the annotation of a GenBank genome assembly.
AUGCUGGCUCAAGACCAAGACGCCACUUGCGCGUCGACAACAAGAGCACUUCCGGGUCCCAAGAACAUGACACGUUCAGCCGAAACUGGGACGCCCAUUGGUAUCGCGAGUAGUUCAAAUCGCAUUCCCAAUGACUUCAAACACACCCCAGAUUUGCGUCUAGUUCAGCCAACAACCCAGAUCAAUGAAUGCAAGCGACCAGUAAUGAGGCGUCGAUUUGCAUUCAGAGUUCAGGAGGGAAUUCCCGGGGUACAACAGGUGGGAACGGUCGGAAGGGGUGGGUUUUUAUAUGGUGCAAACCACCACAGAAUCUGGUGGACCUACCGAUUCGAUGGACUCCACCUUGAGACUGACGUAGCCCUCGGCGAUGCCGUCGAAGAAGGCGGCGUCAGGGGCGUCGCGGACGGCGAGGUGGAGCGCGAGGUGGCCGGUCCAGGGCCAGAGGUCGCGGGAGAAGGUGACACCGACGUCGAGCCAGAGGCCGUUGCGGUUGACUGUUCGCAUAGUCUCGAAGAUCAGAAAGGCGGGGUAGAAAACGCCGCAGAAGCCGAGGAAUCGACCUGUGGGGCGCUGGAACACACACACACGCACACUGGAUGA